GGAAAAAGGAAGCUCUCGGAUAAGUUUAUGUAUGUAUUCCUUCAAAGAUACACAAACUUCAACCAGCCGAAGGUAUGAAUUGAGGCCUUGUGGGGAUCGGCGUGAUGAAGACAGAGAUCUGAAGAGCAGACGGGAACCAGUUUGUCUGCAGUUGUGCACAACUGAUGACAUCAAACAUUAACUCUUUGUAAGGCUUUGGGCCUCGAGUGUCUACAGAGAGACCCUGGACACAAGAGACAAUGUCCUCUGACCUGGACUCGAGUCUCACUAGCAUUGACUGGCUGCCUCAGCUGGGAGUCAGCAGCCUGCGUUCGGGGAAAGAGAGAGGAAGCGGAGGAGGAGGAGAGAGGGACAAGAAGAAAGACAGAGGGAGGGAGAGGGGGGAUUUCCUCCCCUCUGUGCAGGACCCUUCCCCUUCUAACUGUAAAGGGAAACCCCCUCACAGCUACGCUACUCUCAUCGCCAUGGCAAUCGCAGCUGCCCCUGAGAGGAAGCUGAGUUUGAAUGACAUCUACACCUGGAUCAGUGACACAUUCCCUCACUACAGCCGAGCAGGCCGUGGAUGGAAGAACUCCAUCCGCCACAAUCUGUCUCUGAAUAAAUGCUUCAGGAAAGUUCCUCGGCCACAGAACGACCCUGGAAAGGGUUCCUAUUGGACGAUGGACGGACCUGGGGAGGAGAAUCAAAUGAGGGCACCUAAGCGUCCGUAUCCAGAGGAGGAAGAGGAGCAGCAGGAUGUUCCUGAAGUACGAGGGACACAAAUGGACAGAGGUCCCUCCCCACAUCAUCAUCGACCGGCCUCCCUCUCCAACCACCAGCUUCUCAACAUGGAGCCACUGGGAGCCAUGGAGCAGCAGUCCCCCCGGUCGGCCUCCCUCUCUCCUCCCCCACGCAAGCAACCGUCACCUUACAUGCCCAGCCCGGUCUCUAGUCCCCCUGUAGCUAGUCCACCUGCGGCCCCCAUGUCCUCCAUGACUUCUUUUCCACCUCCCUAUCCACCUGACCCCAUCGCCUGUGCUCCACCUCCAUCUGCUUCCAACAUGUCUUCAUCUUCUCCAGCUGCUCCCUCCUUCUCUGUGGCUGCUCUGUCCUAUCCUGCUAAUCCAGGACCUGUUUCCACCUUCUCCUACGCUCCUCACGUGGCCCCUGGGCCUGUUUGCACCGUGUCUGCUCCUUCUCCCUCUUCAGCCUCUGCUGUCCCUUCGUCUGCUGUUGUCUCGUUCAACUCCUCCGCUGACUUCCCGAUGCGUUUCACCUUUGACGAGCUGAAUUUACCAGACCUGUACGCAUCCUUCAAGUCUCUGGUCCGGACCAUGCGUGAGAGGGGGGGCUCUCAGUCGGAUGUUGCUCCCCUGACUUUCCCAAACAAUGACACUACCCCCCUCCACACUCCAACUCUGCUGCCAAUGUCUCCAUACCCUGCAGCCCCCCCACCAGCUCCUCCAGCUGCUCCAGCUGUUCCAGCUGUUCCACUAGCACACCCUCCGUCACAAUACAUUACCCUCCUGUCUUCCGCCUCAGCGGUGCCUCCUGAUUGGUUCAGCAGCCCAGAUUCUCUGAAGGAGAGCUUCCGCAUCGCCACCAAUCUGGACUGGGCGAACAUCGACCUGUCGGGUCACCCAGACCUGCUGGAGAGCAUGCGGCAGGCGGAGCUGUGCGACUGGGCCCUGGACCCGACGCUCUUCACCUCCCUCUGUGACUCUCUGAACCGCUUCUUCACUCAGAAAGGCAUGAUCACCUCUGGGAAUAACUCCCCUCUAGCCCUCGGUGCACCUCACCCAUUACAAGCCUCACCCUUCACCACCAAUCCGCCUCCAACCCUCGCCAGCCUCACCCACCCAUCACCCCUCCCGUACGCUCACACAGUUCCCACUGCCAUGGGAGGUCAGCUGCCCAGGAGGCCUCUGCACAUGGGACCCGGGCUCCAGAGGCCACAGCUGACGCAGCCUGCAAACACAACUGCCGGGAUGCAGCCUCACUCUGCGUCUCCCCGGCAGCGUCCUCCAUUAAAGAAUCUACACAGCAACAGUGAGGAGAUCCAGGAUGACUUUGACUGGGAUUCUCUGCUCGGUUGAGCAUCAGUCAGUGAGCGCAGGAACGAGUCGAACACAACAACUCUCCAAAGAGACGUGACUCUUUAAAGUCGCGGUCACUAAACGCUGAGCAGAGGCUGCCUCCCUGGUUUUGCAUCUCAAAGCUUCUCUGAGAGCAAGUUUGGGAUCAUAAUGAGUCACAUAAGACUGAAUGCUGUAUUUCAAGGUUAAGAUUAUUGUUAUUAAGUUUUCUCACCUGUAUUCCAAUUCAUAUGCUGUAAUAAGUUCUGCUUGGCUUAUCUCCUGCAGGUAAUUAUCAGGGUGCUCUUUCCUAACGGACUGUACUUUUAUAAACAUGUUCACCAAAGAAAAUAAAGUGUAAACGUAUA
Messenger RNA from Limanda limanda (common dab), 2422 nucleotides. It is a transcript of the gene foxj2, whose product is annotated as forkhead box J2. Bases 240 to 2075 code for a protein of 611 amino acids. Gene Ontology annotation, biological process: regulation of transcription by RNA polymerase II. Gene Ontology annotation, molecular function: DNA-binding transcription factor activity, RNA polymerase II-specific; RNA polymerase II cis-regulatory region sequence-specific DNA binding. The transcript is spliced from 10 exons. Gene Ontology annotation, cellular component: nucleus. The record is from RefSeq and is a predicted model, not a curated record. NCBI's taxonomy places the organism in Eukaryota, Metazoa, Chordata, Actinopteri, Pleuronectiformes, Pleuronectidae.